Penicillium diatomitis is the source of this 1245-nucleotide messenger RNA. Its product is annotated as tRNA-ribosyltransferase family protein. The coding region runs from base 1 to 1245 and encodes 414 amino acids. Gene Ontology annotation, cellular component: cytosol. Gene Ontology annotation, molecular function: tRNA-guanosine(34) queuine transglycosylase activity. Lineage: Eukaryota; Fungi; Ascomycota; Eurotiomycetes; Eurotiales; Aspergillaceae. The record is from RefSeq and is a predicted model, not a curated record. The transcript has 8 exons.
AUGUCCACGACUGCACAACCAGCUCGAAAGUCUAUGCCUUCUGCACUGACUUUUGACCUUCACGGAAAAUGUUCGACCACCAAAGCUCGUGCGAGUACUCUCAAACUACCUCAUGGCUCCGUGCCACUUCCAAUCUUCAUGCCGGUCGCCACACAAGCAUCUCUAAAGGGCUUGACAUAUGACCAGCUACGUGAAACAGGGUGUAUGCUAUGCCUGAACAACACAUAUCAUCUGGGUUUGAAACCAGGGCAGGAGGUUCUGGAUGCAGUGGGUGGCGCGCACAAGUUCCAAGGAUGGGACCGGAACCUGUUGACCGACAGUGGCGGCUUUCAAAUGGUUUCGCUCCUCAAGCUAGCCACUGUGACUGAGGAAGGAGUACGCUUUCUCAGCCCUCACGACGGAUCGCCCAUGCUCCUCACACCCGAACACUCCAUAUCCUUGCAAAACUCCAUCGGCUCGGAUAUUAUCAUGCAACUAGACGACGUCAUUGCGACCACGUCUCCAGAUCACGCCCGUAUCAAGGAAGCUAUGGACCGGUCGGUGCGAUGGUUGGAUCGUUGCAUUGAAGCGCACAAAUACCCGGAGAGGCAAAAUUUGUUCUGCAUUAUUCAGGGUGGAUUGGAUCUUGAGCUCCGCCGGCAGUGCUGCGAAGAGAUGGUCGCCCGAGAUACGCCCGGUAUUGCGAUUGGAGGUCUCUCCGGUGGUGAAGCCAAGGACGAGUUUUGCAAGGUAGUCGACACUUGUACUGGACUACUCCCCGAGAACAAGCCUCGUUAUGUGAUGGGCGUGGGAUAUCCGGAAGAUAUCGUUGUGGCGGUGGCGCUGGGUGCAGACAUGUUUGACUGUGUGUGGCCCACGCGAACAGCUCGAUUUGGAAAUGCCAUUGUCGAUGCAGGCACCUUGAACCUCCGCCACCAGAAGUAUGCGAACGAUUUCACCCCGAUCGAAGAGAACUGCGAAUGCGCUUGCUGCCGUUCCACUGAGCAAGGGGGUCUUGGGGUGACCAAGGCAUAUAUUCAUCACAUCACCGCGAAGGAGACAGUAGGAGCGCAUCUCCUUACCAUGCACAAUGUACACUACAUGCUGAAGUUGAUGGCAGAUAUCCGCCAGGCUAUCUUGGAAGACCGCUAUCCGGCUUUCCUCCGCCGAUUCUUCUCCAAUAUCUAUUCAGGUGACAAGACAAAAUACCCUGCCUGGGUGAUUGGUGCCUUACGCGGUGUGGGAAUGGAUCUUCUGAGUGACUGA